AAGGAGAGAGGGCACUCUCUGGUGUUUUUUUUAUUAUCGUUUCUCGUUUAUUUCUCGAAUGAUUUCGCGUCGAUUAAAAUUGCAAGAUCGUCAAUUUUCAUAUUAAUUUUACAACACACUAGGCUGUGUUCACAAUGUGCAAUUCAUGGCUAUCGAUCCCCAUGAAUAAUGAGUUUAAGAAAGAGGAGUGUACAUGUAUAUAGUUAAUUAUUAUGAAACCCGCCAGAUGAUCAACCGCAUAGCGUUUUGCUACUAUUUUUUCACCUGAAAGUCGUGUUGGAGCCCAUACUCUUCAGGAACUCGUCUAAGGUAUUGACUGCUAGGUGCGGACGAACUCGUGAUUUUAUUUACUUGAUGCAUCAUCUCAAUAUCAGAAGCUGUGUGAUUUACCCCGAGACACAGAAAAAAGAGAGAGAUGGACGAUGUCAAUGGAGAGAGCGAUGGUGGUGGAAGAAUGAGUAGUCAGGAGAAGGAGGAGGAGCAGGAGAAGGUGAAGAAGGAGGGAGGGCACGCGGCGUGUCUCCCAUGCCCACUUCAAAGCCACAUAUGCGUGAUGCUGAAUCUAGCCAAGCUCCUCCACCAACGUGCAGGCUUUCGCAUCACCUUCGUCAACACCGAGUUCAACCGUGCCCGCUUACUCAGGUCUGACCCUUCUUUCUUCUCCACAAGUCUUGAUGAUUUCCAAUUUGUUACCAUCCCAGAUGGCCUCCCACCUCUCUCCGAUCUAGAUGCGACCCUCAUGGCUCUUCCCUUCUCUCACCUCGUCGCCACUCUCCUCGAAACAUCAUCAGAUGAGUCCAGAGGCGUUUCUUGCAUCCUCUCUGACAUUUUCAUGUCGUUCACCGCCACUCCUGCGGCUCAGCAGUUUAACAUCCCUCUACUCUUCGUUUGGACCAACUCUGCUUCUUCCUUCUUGGCCCCCAAACAUUAUCGCGCCAUCAUGGACAAGCUGCGUCCUCUUUCACCCCCUAAACAUGCUAGCUCUUCUGAAGCAAAUACUUUCAUGGAUACGGUCAUUGACUGGAUUCCGGGCAUGAAGUGCAUGAGGGUGCGCGAUCUCCCAAACUCCUUCGGCACCAAGGAUGGCGACGAUGAUUUCGUGCUCAACGCUUGCCUGGAAGUGGUUCAGAAUAUUGUCGAUCGCAAUCCCACUCAUCCCAUGAUCGUCAAUACCUGCGAAGCCCUGGAGCGAGAUGCUCUCAAAGAGCUCUCGUCCAUUUCCACUCCCAUCUACUCUAUCGGCCCACUCCAUCUCCUCAAUAAAGUAGUAGAUGUUGAUGAUCGGAGUCAUGGGCUGAAGCAAAUCAAGGGCCACUUGUGGAAGGACAACGCAGAGUGCCUUGAGUGGCUCAAUUCCAAAGAAUCUAAAUCAGUAUUGUACGUGAGUUUCGGAAGCGUAGCAUUCUUGCUCCGAGAACAGCUGGUGGAGUUCGCAAUGGGACUUGCCAAUAGUAAGCAACCCUUUUUGUGGAUAAUUAGGCCGGACCUUGUGAACCAAGGAGACAAUACUAGUGCUAAUCCUGUUCUUCCUCGUGAGUUUCUUGAAGAAACCAAGGGGAGAGGCUUCAUCUCUGGAUGGUGCCCACAAGAGGAAGUGCUCAACCACCCUUCAAUCGGAGGGUUCUUGACUCACUGCGGGUGGAGCUCGAUAAUGGAGAGCAUGUCAGCCGGAGUUCCCAUGCUGUGUUGGCCAUGCUUUGGGGACCAGAAGGGCAAUUGCAGAUACGUAUGCAGUGAGUGGGAGAUCGGUCUGGAGAUUGGAAAUGGUGUGAAGAGAGAUGAUGUGGAGAGCUUCGUUAGAAAGCUCAUGACUGACGAUGGAGAUGAUAAUGAGACGGGGAAGAAGUUGAAGAAGAGGGCCGUAGAGUGGAAGAGGAUCGUACAUGAGGCUGCCCUUGGCUCUUCCACUUCGGAUUUUAAGAAGCUGGUGAAUUACCUUACUUCUCUCCAAAAUUAAUUAUGAAUACUAUAGUACGUGGAGAAUUCGGAUUGGACUCAAGCCUCAAGUUAAGGAUGUACUAUAGUAAUUUCCUUUGUAGCAAAAAGUUAGGCAAAUCACUGUUCAUAAUAAUUGUUUAUAUCAUUUAGAAUAAUGUCGGUUGGAAUUCCCGGAGCCUGUGAUUGUCAUUUUUAAAACCCAUGAGGAUGUUCUUUGUCUUGUGUGACGUCUUGAGGCCUAUAAAAGGCAAGGAAGAUGUAACGUCUAGGGCAAAGUCCUCUUAAGUAAAGUGUGUGCUUAUGAAAA
This is a messenger RNA of Eucalyptus grandis, 2245 nucleotides long. RefSeq names its product 7-deoxyloganetin glucosyltransferase. The record is from RefSeq and is a predicted model, not a curated record. NCBI's taxonomy places the organism in Eukaryota, Viridiplantae, Streptophyta, Magnoliopsida, Myrtales, Myrtaceae. The transcript is spliced from 3 exons. Gene Ontology annotation, molecular function: UDP-glycosyltransferase activity. The coding region runs from base 416 to 1957 and encodes 513 amino acids.